AGCCUUAUAGGUGGGGUGGCAAACCCAAAUCCCCAUCAACUCCGGUCCAAAACCCUCAAAAUUCAGCAGCCAUGGAUUGUAAGGGGACAACAUGAGUUUCAUUGAGCUUCUUCUGAAUGGAAAGCAGAACAACGAACCUGUAAGAUUAGAUUCAAUUAUGUCUCUGAUUUCUCAAUUUGCAUUCAUUCAUCAAAGAUAACAUGGAAGAUAGGCUUAGCAUCUUGCCAGAUUCAAUUCUCUGUCGCAUUCUCUCUUUUCUCCCAACCAAGCAAGCUGUUGCAACAAGCAUUCUCUCGAAGAAGUGGAAACCACUGUGGCGUUCAGUCACCACUCUCCACUUCGAUGAUGCCAAAUAUUAUACCACAAGCAAAGAGGUAUAUGCUCGAUUUGUUCAAUCAGUGUAUGCAGUUAUCCUCUCCCGUGAUCAACACCAACCCAUCAAUACAUUCCGCCUUAGUUGUAUCUGUUCUCCUUGUUUGGAUAUGGCCCAUGUCAAGGUAUGGCUUAAUGCUGCGGCGCAACGCGGGGUUCAACAUCUAGAUAUCUCCUUCAGCUUUGAACGAUUAUCAUCCUCCACCACCAUCUUCACUUGCAAAACUCUCGUGGUUCUCAAGUUGAAGAAUUUAGAGUUGAAAUCUCUUAACUUCUCUGUUGAUCUUCCCUUCCUUAAGACCCUGCAUCUAGAACAAUUGGUUUUUCCAAAUCAUGGAUGUCUGGCUGAGCUUCUUUCCGGAUGUCCCGCACUUGUGAAUCUCAAAGUAGGGCGUUUAUAUUUUCCUUGUUUUUUGAUUGGCAAGGACGAAUUUAAAUCUUUACCCAAAUUGGUCAGAGCAGAAAUUUCAUUUUUGCAUAAACGUUUACUGAAAGUGGUGAAGAAUGUUGAGUUUUUGCGCUUAGAUGCGAUUGGUUGGGGAUUCUUACAUGAUCAAGGCAAAGACCCCCAAUUUAGCCCAAUGCUUCACAAUUUAACCCGUCUUGAGCUUUUCUAUAGACAUUAUAAUGACAAUUGGCUACACUUAGUAGAAUUUCUCAAGUAUUGCCCCAAGCUUCAAGUUCUUCUUAUUAACCAGUCACAUUAUCAGAGCGGUGCGUUCAAAGCAAUUAAAGAACUAGGAGAUUGGCAAUACAUGCCAUCAGCUCCUGAAUGCAUUCUAUUACACCUUAAAAGUUGCUAUCUAAAUGAUUAUAGAGGCACCGAAGGUGAGCUUCAAUUUGCAAGAUAUAUUCUCCAGAAUGGAAGGUUUUUAAAGAGGAUGACAAUAUGUAGUGAUUCUUCAGUAAAUCAACAGGGGAAGCGUAAGAAUUUUAAAAAAUUAUCCUCAUGCACGAGGAGCUCUACAACUUGUAAACUUUCCUUUAACUGAUAACAAACUACACUACAUUUGGUAGCUGCAAGUAGUUUCUUCAUUUCUUCCUUUUAACUAUUUGCCACCUACAAGGAUCCUUGUCUUAAUUUGAAAGUCGAACUCGUCCUUUACUGAUGAUUUAUUGCAAAUUUAUGAUGUUCUGCUCAUGUUUGAGGCAA
Lotus japonicus is the source of this 1525-nucleotide messenger RNA. RefSeq names its product F-box/FBD/LRR-repeat protein At4g26340-like. Bases 201 to 1364 code for a protein of 387 amino acids. Gene Ontology annotation, molecular function: protein binding. The transcript has 3 exons. The record is from RefSeq and is a predicted model, not a curated record. Lineage: Eukaryota; Viridiplantae; Streptophyta; Magnoliopsida; Fabales; Fabaceae.